Molecule: messenger RNA, 288 nt
Organism: Dictyostelium discoideum AX4
Lineage: Eukaryota; Evosea; Eumycetozoa; Dictyosteliales; Dictyosteliaceae
Exons: 2
Coding region: 1-288 (95 amino acids)
Source: RefSeq, a predicted model, not a curated record
AUGAACUCUUUCUUUGACCUUUUCAAAUCACCAUCAAAAAAUACCAAAACUGGUUUAUCAAGUUCAAUGGACUCAAUAACUGAACCAAAAUCAAAUAUGUCUUCACCAUCUUUAAAUUCAUCCACAUCAAGUUUAUCUUCACCAUCUUUAAAUUCAUCUCCAUCAUUAAGCUCAUCAACUGAUGGUGCUUUCAUAAUGAGAACAACAUCUUCUCCAUCAAUUGAUAUUCCAAAUAGAGAAUCCUCUUACUUUAGAAUGCUCCAAGUUGUUGAAGCUGGUUCAUUCUAA